AUGUCUGUUACAUUGCACAGUGAUGUCGGCGACCUUAAAAUUGAACUAUUUUGUGAACAAUGUCCCAAGGCUUGUGAAAAUUUUCUAGCUUUAUGUGCUAGUGAUUAUUAUAAUGGUUGCCUAUUUCAUAGAAACAUUAAGGGCUUUAUUGUACAAACUGGUGACCCUACAGGUACUGGUAAAGGGGGUACAUCUAUAUGGGGUAGAAAAUUUGAGGAUGAAUUUAAAGAAGAAUUAAAGCAUAAUGCUCGAGGAAUGGUUAGUAUGGCAAAUAAUGGACCAAAUACAAAUGGUAGCCAAUUUUUCAUUACAUAUGGAGAACAACCACAUUUGGAUUUAAAAUAUACCCUUUUUGGAAGGGUCAUUGAUGGUUUUGAAGCUCUUGAUGACUUAGAAAAGAUGCCUAUCAAUCCUAAAAACUUUAAACCUUUAAGUGAAGCCAGAAUAACAUCAGUUACAAUACAUGCAAAUCCCUUAGCUGGAUAA
Pieris macdunnoughi is the source of this 486-nucleotide messenger RNA. Lineage: Eukaryota; Metazoa; Arthropoda; Insecta; Lepidoptera; Pieridae. The record is from the annotation of a GenBank genome assembly.